Pteropus alecto (black flying fox) is the source of this 3785-nucleotide messenger RNA. RefSeq names its product mannosidase beta (gene MANBA). The record is from RefSeq and is a predicted model, not a curated record. The coding region runs from base 97 to 2733 and encodes 878 amino acids. Gene Ontology annotation, molecular function: beta-mannosidase activity. Gene Ontology annotation, biological process: carbohydrate metabolic process; glycoprotein catabolic process. NCBI's taxonomy places the organism in Eukaryota, Metazoa, Chordata, Mammalia, Chiroptera, Pteropodidae. The transcript has 17 exons.
GGGGGCGGGGAGAGCGGGGUCCCGCUGUUUUUCGCCGCAGACGGUGGCUUCGGCGGCAUCCUGCAGCCCGCGCCACCCAGCCCCCUGCCUCCCAGCAUGUGCCCGCGCCUGCUUCUGCUGCUUGCGCUGUGCGGAGCUGGCCCCACGGCCGCGGCGCGCAGCGUCAGCCUGCGGGGAGUCUGGAGGAUCCGCAGCGGGAACGGCUCGCUGGAGCUGCCGGGGGAGGUCCCCGGCUGCGUGCACAUGGCCUUGUUCCAGCGGAACCUCAUCCAGGAUCCUUACUACAGAUUUAAUGAUCUUAACUACAGAUGGAUCUCCUUGGAUAAUUGGACAUAUAGCAAGGAAUUUAAAGUCCCCUUUGACGUUAGCAAAUGGCAAAAAGUAAAUUUGAUUUUUGAGGGUGUUGAUACCGUUACAGAAGUCCUGCUCAAUAAUGUUUCCAUUGGGAAUACAAACAACAUGUUCAAAAGAUAUAGCUUCGAUAUCACCAGUGUGGUCCAAGCUGUAAACGUUAUUGAGCUGCGUUUCCAGUCGCCAGUGUUGUAUGCGGCCCAGCAGAGCAGAGCUCACAGUAGCUACCCGGUGCCCCCAGACUGCCCUCCAAGUGUGCAGAAGGGAGAAUGCCAUGUCAACUUUAUUCGAAAGGAGCAAUCUUCCUUUAGUUGGGACUGGGGGCCUUCCUUUCCUACCCAGGGCAUCUGGAAAGAUGUUAGAAUUGAAGCCUAUAAUAUUUGCCAUCUGAAUGACUUCACGUUUUCCCCUAUAUAUGAUAACCAUGCCCAGGAGUGGAAUCUUGAAAUAGAGUCUUUUUUUGAUGUUGUCAGCUCAAAGCCAGUCUCUGGUCAAGUGAUUGUAGAAAUCCCUAAAUUGCAAACACAGCAGACAUACAGCAUUGAACUUCAGCCUGGGGAAAAGAUUGUUGAGCUGUUUGUGAAAAUUAACAAGAAUAUUACUGUAGAAACUUGGUGGCCUCAUGGACAUGGAAGCCAGACUGGGUACAACAUGACAAUUCAUUUUAACCUGGAUAGAGGCUUAAAGUUUAAAAAAUCAGCUAAGGUUUAUUUUAGGACAGUGGAACUGAUAGAAGAGCCCAUACAAGGGUCUCCUGGUCUGAGUUUCUACUUCAAAAUUAAUGGAUUUCCCAUAUUUCUGAAAGGAUCAAAUUGGAUCCCAGCAGACUCGUUCCAGGAUCGAGUAACCUCUGAUGUGUUAUGGCUCCUUUUGCAGUCUGUUGUGGAUGCUAACAUGAAUACUCUCCGGGUGUGGGGAGGAGGAAUUUAUGAACAGGAUGAAUUCUAUGAACUCUGUGAUGAGCUAGGAAUAAUGGUAUGGCAGGAUUUUAUGUUUGCCUGUGCCCUUUAUCCAACUGAUGAGAGCUUCAUGGAUUCAGUGAGUGCAGAAGUUGCUUACCAGGUCAAGAGACUGAAAUCUCAUCCCUCCAUCAUCACGUGGAGUGGAAAUAAUGAAAAUGAAGCAGCGCUGAUGAUGAAUUGGUAUAACAUAGACGUCAGCCACCUGGAUAUCUACAUCAAAGAUUAUGUGAGACUGUAUGUGGAAAACAUCCGAAAGAUUGUUUUGGCAGUGGACAAGACUCAUCCUUUUAUUACAUCCAGUCCCACAAAUGGGCUCAAAUCCAUUAGAGAAGGCUGGCUCUCUCCCAACCCAUAUGACACGAAUUUUGGUGAUGUACAUUUUUAUGACUAUAUCAGCGAUUGUUGGGAUUGGAAGACUUUCCCAAAAGCUCGAUUCAUUUCUGAAUAUGGAUAUCAGUCCUGGCCUUCCUUCAGUACAUUAGAAAAGGUUUCAACUGAGGAAGACUGGUCUUACAAAAGCAGGUUUUCACUUCAUCGACAACAUCAUGAAAAUGGUAACAAUGAAAUGCUUCUUCAGGCUGAACUUCAUUUCAAACUACCGCAAAGCACAGAUCCAUUACGUGCAUUCAAAGAUACCAUUUACCUUACUCAGGUGAUGCAGGCCCAGUGUGUCAAAAUAGAAACUGAAUUCUACCGCCGCAGUCGCAGCGAGAUAGUGAACACACAAGGGCACACCAUGGGGGCACUGUAUUGGCAGUUGAAUGACAUCUGGCAGGCUCCUUCCUGGGCCUCUCUAGAGUAUGGAGGAAAGUGGAAAAUGCUGCAUUACUUCGCUCGGCAUUUCUUCGCUCCGCUGUUGCCCGUGGGUUUUGAGAAUCAAGGUGUGUUUUUCGUCUAUGGGGUAUCAGACUUUCACCUGGACUGUACCGUGAUGCUCACUGUGAGAGUCCACUCAUGGAGUUCCCUAAAGCCUUUGUGUUCUCAUGUAACCAAACAUUUUGUGAUAAAAGCAGGGGAGGCUGUUCGCCUCUAUCAGGAGCCAGUGUCUCAACUGCUGAGAUGUGGGAAUUGUACUCGGCAAAGCUGUGUGGUUUCCUUUUACCUGUCAACUGACAGCAAACUUCUGAGCUCAACCAACUAUCACUUCCUGUCCUCACUGAAGGAGGCCGUUGGGCUUCACAAGGCACGUAUCACUGCUAUCAUCUCUCAGCAAGAGGAUGCAUUUGUGUUUGAUCUGGAAACCUCGGCUGUCGCUCCCUUUGUUUGGUUGGAUGUAGGGAGCAUCCCAGGGAGGUUCAGUGACAAUGGUUUCCUCAUGACUGAGAAGAAGCGGACUAUAUUAUUUUACCCUUGGAAGCUCACUAGCAAGAGUGAAUUGGAGCAAUCUCUUCAUGUGACUUCCCUGACUGAUAUUUACUGAGGGAAUCCAGUAAAUGGACACUGGGAUGAAGCAUUUCUUUUAUUUUUUUUCUUUUUGAAGGUAAAAACAAUGUUAAUGUGAGCGUUUCUCACAUAUGUAAAAUUUAGUUCACAUUUCAUCAGAUAUUUGUAUUGACAGAAAGCAGAAGCAUUGACAAUAUAUAUUUUUUAAAAAAAUGCUCACAAUGUUAAUGUGAGCGUUCCUCACAUAUGUAAAAUUUAGUUCACAUUUCAUCAGAUAUUUGUAUUGACAGAAAGCAAAAGCAUUGACAAUAUAUAUAUUUUUUAAAAAACUAAUUUUUUAAAAAAAUAUAUAGCAUAAUAGUUAGGCAUUUCUAUAAUUGAUGAAGUGAUCCCCCGGUUACUCUAUACAUAGCCAUUACAAUAUCGUUGCCUAUAUUCCCUAUGCUGUACUCCAUCUCUCUGUGACUGUUUUGCAUAAAGCAUUUCUAAGGCACUGACUGGAGCUGAAGGCAACCAGAGACAAGCUGAAGGGGCUGGGAACGCGGCUGCUUGCUGCCAUGCCUCUGAUUCAUCAGUGUGAAGAGCAUGUGCAGCAUUCUUUUAGGGAAGGGCGUUUACUCGGGUCUCCUCCAACGAGGCUGUGCCUAGGUAUGCUUCACUCUGUGCCAGGACUGUGUUUUAGUCCUUCUCUUCACGGCUUUGGUACCACAUGCACCAGUCAUCACCAACCGCCUCUCCCUACCCAAAAAAAGCCCACGCAGGUAGCCCUCUCGAGGAACCAUAGGAACAUGACCAUGGAGCUUCAGAUUUGGCUCAAAUAUGCUUUCCAGUGUAAAGGAGUAAGAUUUAGACUUCUUGACCCUUUAGCUUGGGUUUAAAUCAUUUUAAAUUUAUAUUGAUUAAUUAUAAGAAACUACAAAAUUGCUUUAUUAUGCAUUAUCAUGUUUAUAAAAUUACAUUGAUGAUAAAGUGAAUAGGGAAAAAUGUUAAGUACCAAUUUGGGUAGAAAUGUGUAGGAACUUUUUUGUACCACUUUGUAACUUUUUAUAAGUUUGAAAUCAAUUAAAAUUUACACAAAUUGCAUUGACA